AUGUCUCUCCACACUACCAAUCUCGAUGGAAUCUUGCCUCUUCUUGCGAGAGGAAAAGUAAGAGACAUUUACGAAGUCGAUGCCAACACUCUUCUUUUCGUGGCCACAGACCGUAUUUCCGCUUACGAUGUUAUCAUGUCCAACGGAAUCCCCGGCAAAGGAAAGAUUCUUACCAAGUUGUCGGAGUUUUGGUUUGACUUUUUGUCCUCGGAGGUGCCCAACCACUUGUUGUUGAAGCCUGAGGAGGAUCUUUUCAGCCAUUUGCCUGCUGAAUUGUCUCAACCCAAGUACAAGGAGCAAUUGGAAGGCAGAUCUCUAUUAGUGAAGAAGAUGAAGUUGAUUCCUUUGGAAGUCAUUGUCAGAGGAUACAUCACGGGCUCUGCUUGGAAAGAGUACAAAAAAUCUAACACUGUCCAUGGCAUGAAGGUCGAGCAGCAAAACUUGCAAGAAUCUGAGGAAUUUGCUACACCUAUUUUCACGCCAUCAACCAAAGCCGAGCAGGGUGAACACGAUGAAAACAUUUCGCCCGAGCAAGCUGCUGAAAUUGUCGGCAAAGAGUUGUGUGACAAGGUUGCAGCCAUUGCAAUCAGAUUGUACUCGAAGGCUAAGGAAUACGCUAAAACUAGAGGCAUCAUCAUUGCAGACACAAAGUUCGAGUUUGGUUUGGAUGCCAAUGACAACGUUGUCUUGGUGGAUGAAGUCUUGACACCCGACUCUUCUAGAUUCUGGAACGCAUCCACUUAUGAGGUGGGAAGAGGUCAGGAUUCCUACGACAAGCAGUUCUUGAGGGACUGGUUGACUUCCAACAACUUGAACGGGAAGGACGGUGUCGCAAUGGACGAGUCCAUUGUGGUCCAGACCAAGAACAAGUAUGUGGAAGCUUUUGAGGCUUUGACCGGACAGAAAUGGACCGAAUAG
Molecule: messenger RNA, 918 nt
Organism: Clavispora lusitaniae ATCC 42720
Lineage: Eukaryota; Fungi; Ascomycota; Pichiomycetes; Serinales; Metschnikowiaceae
Gene: ADE1
Product: phosphoribosylaminoimidazolesuccinocarboxamide synthase
Biological process (GO): 'de novo' IMP biosynthetic process
Cellular component (GO): cytoplasm
Molecular function (GO): phosphoribosylaminoimidazolesuccinocarboxamide synthase activity
Source: RefSeq, a predicted model, not a curated record